AUGCCAGAAGAGUCAGACAAAGAUGAACAGCUCACAGACCGAACAACCAGUGAUGAAGAUGAGUUGGAUAAUGAUACCUUUAUGAAAUUUGUAAGCGAAGAUCUCCAUCGGUGUGCACUGUUUACAGAUGCUACUGGUGACCAGUGUUUACCUCGGACUACACAGAUUUUGUUGGAAUAUCAGCUAGGGAGAUGGGUCCCACGUCUUCGUGAGCCCCGAGACCUAUAUGGUGUCUCUUCAUCUGGUCCGCUGAGUCAAACACGAUGGCCAUGUCACUGUGAAGUAGUUGAAGAGAAAAUCCUGCACGUUGAUUGUGCUCCUCCGUAUCCUGAGCCAUUGUAUGUCUCAACAGGUGAUGAAUGGGAACCCCAUUAUCCAGACUGUACUCAAGGCACUGUGGUUUAUCUUGGUAAUGAUGCUUACAAAGAACGCUGUUUCAUGUAUUCUCGAAUAGGGGGUGUCAGAUCUCUUCAGAAGCAUUCAGAAAUUCUACCUGUGGAGGACUAUGACAACACUUUGAUAUUUGAAGCCAGGUUUGAGAGUGGUAAUCUGCAAAAGGUGGUCAAAGUUACUGAUCAUGAAUAUCAGUUGACUGUGCGCCCUGACCUCUUCACAAGUAGACACACCCAGUGGUAUUACUUUCAAGUAACCAACACUCAAGCAGGAAUACCCUAUCGUUUCACCAUUGUCAACUUCACUAAACCGGAUAGUCUGUACAAUCGAGGCAUGCGCCCACUCUUCUACUCUGAAAAAGAGGCCAAGAAGAACAAUAUUGGCUGGCAGAGAACAGGAGACCAAAUCAAGUAUUAUAGGAAUAAUAUAGGGCAAGAGGGGCGUCAGCUUUUCUCUCUUACGUGGACUUUCCAGUUUCCAUAUGACAAAGAUAAGUGUUACUUUGCUCACUGCUAUCCAUAUACAUAUGCCAACCUGCAAGACUACCUUUUAGGUAUCACUAAUGACCCAAUCCGGUCACAGUAUUGUAAAAUCCGUGUGCUAUGCCACACACUUGCUAGGAACAUGGUAUAUGUUUUAACAAUUACUACUCCUUUGAAGAAUAUUGAAUCAAGAAAGCGUAAGGUGGUGAUUUUGACAGCAAGGGUACACCCAGGAGAAACCAAUAGUUCUUGGAUCAUGAAAGGCUUCCUAGAUUACAUCCUAGGAGAUUCAAGCGAUGCCCAGCUGCUCCGGGACACUUUUAUCUUCAAAGUGAUACCUAUGCUGAAUCCAGAUGGUGUGAUUGUGGGAAAUUAUCGGUGUUCCUUAGCUGGACAGGAUUUAAACCGUUGCUACACAUCUAUCCAAAAGGACUCUUAUCCUUCUGUCUGGUACACCAGGAAUAUGAUCCAUAGAUUAAUGGAAGAUCGGGAGAUUCUCCUAUAUUGUGACCUUCAUGGCCACAGUAGGAGAGGGAAUAUCUUUAUGUACGGCUGUGAGGAUAGCGAUGAAGAUAAAGAGUUGUGCUUAGAGCAACGAGUAUUUCCAUUUAUGCUGAGCAAGAAUUGCCCAAACAAAUUUUCAUUCUCAUCUUGUAAGUUUGAUGUUCAGAAGAGCAAAGAAGGGACAGGAAGGGUAGUUAUGUGGAAAAUGGGAAUCCGUAACAGCUUCACCAUGGAGGCUACUUUCUGUGGUUCUACUCUAGGUAAUAGACGAAGUACCCACUUCAACACAAAAGAUUUGGAGUCUAUGGGAUAUCAUUUUUGUGAUUCCCUUUUAGACUAUUGUGAUCCAGACCAGACAAAGUAUUAUCAAUGCAUGAAAGAAUUAGACGAUUUGGAGAUACAGCAGUCAGGCACAACAUACUCGGAUAAAAUACAUUAUGAUUCAGAUACUUCAUUCAUAGAUACUGCAUUGGAUCUAGAUUCUAGUGAUGAAUCUGACAUUUCAGAGACCAGUGAAGCUUCAACUUUUCUCAAAGGAACUUCCCAGAAUAAAGCAAGAGAAUCACAAGUUAUUCCUUCAAACCAGGAAUCAGAAAGGAAAAACGCAAAAAACCACAGAAUGAAAAUUUUGGAGCUCACUGGGAAGCAGAUGACUAUAUUUUCUCCAUUUGGAGAAGGACCAUUUUUCAAGAAACUACAAAAUCAAAAGGUUGGUAACAGGGGAGAUGUGCCACAAAGACAUAAGGAAACAAACCCCAAAGCAAAAGGUAAUUGAUUCAGUUCAAUUCAAGAUAAUUUUUAUUUUUAGUAUUUUUGUUGUUUUGUUCAGUCAUUUCAGUUGUGACCAGUUCCACCCUGGCUACUAAAAAGAUAUCUCAGGUCCUCAGGAAAGUUACUGCUCAAGAAGAUUGGAGAAGGGGUCAAGAUGAUCACCAUGAAGUCAAGAGGCUGCAGGCUCUUCCUGUCUUUGAGCAUGGCCAUCCUCAUAGCUGCGGUGAUCUCCCUGCUGCUCUACGCCCUGCUCUGGAGGUCGGGCAACCUUGUUGACCUCCCCACCAUGAAAAUUGGCUUUUAUAACUUCUGCCUGUGGAAUGAGAGCAUCCAUGCUCUCCUGUGUCAUCAGUUCCCUGAGCUGGAAGAAAUGAGGGUGUCCCGGGUUGGAAUAGCCCUGGCGAGGUUUGGUGUCUAUGGAGCUCUCGUCCUGGCUCUCUUUGCCUCCCUGCCACUCCUCCUGGCCUGGUGCCAUGGUAACAAGGACAAGUGGAAUCUGACGGUGGUGCUCCUGGGGGCUUCAGCAGGGAUGCUGCUCGGUGGACUUUUGCUCUUCCUCUUCUACGCCUCUCGGUGGAUCAAACCCUCGGAGCUGGGUGCUGAGUUUCUAGCCCUGGUGGGGGCAGAAGUCAUGCUACUGCUUCUGCUUCUUAUCAUUGUCAAGUACCCCCUUGGGAUGAGGGGAAGGCUUGAGCCCCAGGGAACAAAGACCUACAUCUACAGCAGCCCUACAUCUGUGGUCUUACUUGGGAUAGAUAUAAACCCACGGAAGUUUUCCAAGGAUCAUCACUGGGGAUGUAUGAGAGAUAUCUCUGUCCAUUUGCCCUUUUCCCCUAAGGAAAGCUGGGGAGGGUAAAACGUGAUUAACUCUUCUGCA
Messenger RNA from Trichosurus vulpecula (common brushtail), 3027 nucleotides. It is a transcript of the gene AGBL3, whose product is annotated as ATP/GTP binding protein like 3. Gene Ontology annotation, biological process: proteolysis. Lineage: Eukaryota; Metazoa; Chordata; Mammalia; Diprotodontia; Phalangeridae. Gene Ontology annotation, molecular function: zinc ion binding; metallocarboxypeptidase activity. The record is from RefSeq and is a predicted model, not a curated record.